AGCAGCGGGGUCAGCGGCUCUUACCUUCGGACUACUGGAUACAUCUGGACGGCGCUGCGAUGCUGCUGCUGCAGGGUGGACCCUCUGCUGUUUAUGCUGCACUUUUAUUUUAUUCUUAUUUUCUGGAGCCAACUUUGGUGCUCGCCUUCAACCUUGACACCAGUCAUGUCAUCAGGAAAGACGGAGAGCCGGGCACUCUGUUCGGGUUUUCUCUCGCCAUGCACCGGCAGCUCAACCCCGAUAAAAGAAUGCUGCUGAUUGGUGCACCCAGAGCCAGAGCUUUGGGAACACAGACGGCCAACAUCACAGGAGGCCUUUACAAAUGUGAACUCACACAGUCUAAUGAUUGUGAUCGCAUUGUAUUUGAUAAUGAAGAGAACAUACGUGAUGAGAACAAGGAGAAUCAGUGGAUGGGGGUGACGGUUCAGAGCCAGGGACCUGGAGGAAAGAUCGUGACUUGUGCUCAUCGAUAUCAGAAGCGGUUCUCUGUGAACACGCCUCAGGAGUCCUGGGACAUCAUCGGGCGUUGUUACGUCCUGAGUCAGGACCUGACCAUUGACCCGUCCUCCGAUGAGGACGGAGGUACCUGGAAGUUCUGUGAGGGCAGAUCCAGAGGCCAUGAGAUGUUUGGAUCCUGCCAGCAGGGUCUGGCUGCCACCUUCACCAAGGACUACCAUUAUGUGGUGUUUGGAGCACCGGGAGCUUACAACUGGAAAGGCAUUGUACGAGUGGAGCAGAAAAACAACACUUUGCUAGAGAUGGGGGUGUAUGACGACGGCCCGUAUGAAGUGGGAGACGAGCAGUCGUCGAACCCCGAGCUCGUUCCUGUACCUGCCAACAGCUACCUCGGAUUCUCCCUCGAUUCAGGACACAGCAUCACCAGGAGUCGUGGCCUGACGGUGGUGGCUGGAGCUCCCAGAGCCAAUCACAGUGGAGCUGUGGCCCUGCUGAAGAAGGAGAGUCAAACCUCCGGCAAGCUUUUAGUGCAGCACAUGCUACAUGGGCCGGGACUCGCAUCCUCUUUUGGAUACGAUGUGGCUGUGGUUGACCUCAAUGGUGAUGGAUGGCAAGACAUAGUUGUUGGAGCGCCUCAGUUCUACAUGAAGGACAGAGACGUUGGAGGAGCUGUUUACGUCUACAUCAACCAGGCAGGAAGGUGGGGAAGAGUCACUCCUGUCCGUCUAAACGGGACCAAAGACUCCAUGUUUGGACUGGCAGUGGAGAAUAUCGGAGACAUCAAUCAAGACUCAUACGAAGACAUUGCCGUUGGAGCUCCUAAUGAUGAUGGCGGAGCAGGAAAAGUCUACAUUUAUCAUGGCUCUGCACAAGGGAUCAAAACCAGCCCUGCACAGAUCCUUUCAGGAAAAGAGCACAACUUACGGCUCUUUGGAUAUUCUCUGGCUGGGAACAUGGACUUGGACAGUAACUCUUAUCCAGACGUGGCUGUUGGCUCUCUGUCCGACACGGCUCUGAUCUACAGGGCACGGCCGGUCAUUAGCAUCACGAGAGAAGUCAAAAUAUCUCCACGGGAAAUUGACCUUACAAUAAAAACCUGUGGUAACAGCAUUUGCUUCACUGUGGACGCAUGCUUCAUCUACAGAGCGAACCAUACCUCUUACAACCCAAGACUAACUGUCGGCUACUCUGUGGAGGCGGACGGAGAUCGCAGGAAACAGGGCCUGCCCUCCAGAGUGAUGUUCCUCAACAAAUCCCGCUCUGAAACGGACUACCAGUUUAACGGCACCUUGGAGCUCCGCAGCCAAAACCAGAGAACGUGCAUCAAGAUUAACGCCAAACUAAAGGACAAUAUUAAGGACAAGAUGCGCAGCAUUCCCAUUGAGGUUUCUGCAGAAAUUGUGGGUACUAAACGACAGAAGACGAAGAACGGCCUCCCUCAGCUCAUGCCCAUAUUAGACUCCUCUCAACAAAGCAAAGAUGUCAUCGAGGUCAACUUUGUAAAAGAGGGAUGUGGAAGUGAUCAUGUUUGCCGGAGUAAUCUGAAGAUGGAGUACAAAUUAUUCUACAAACAAAGCAACCAAGAUGUGUACUCCCCAUUAACCAUCAAGAACAACGUCCCCGUGUUUUAUCGGAACACAGAGAAGAAAGACUUGGCUGUGUUUGUGACAGUCACCAACAUGAAUGAAGAUGAUGCUUAUGAGGCAAAGCUGGUGGGGACUUUCCCAGAUACGCUGUCUUAUUCUGGAGUCCGCUCAAAUCAAACAACGAUGGAGAAGCCAAUCAUCUGUACAGCCAAUCAGAACGGCUCUCAAGCAGACUGUGAGCUGGGGAAUCCUUUCAGGAGAGGCUCAAAGGCUACAUUUUACGUCAUCCUGAGCACUGUGGGUAUGACUGUCGACACCACAGAGAUUGAAUUCAACCUGCAGCUCCAAACAACAAGUGUGCAAGAAAGUCUCACUCCUGUUAAAGUGAAGGCUAAAGUAAUCGUUGUGUUGCCGCUGUCUGUCACUGGGGAAGCCAGCCCGAAUCAGGUUUCUUUUGGAGGUGUUGUGAAGGGGGAAAGUGCAAUGAAGACAGAAGAAGAGAUCGGAAGUUUGAUUACUUACACAUUCAGAAUACACAACGAGUGGAAGUCUUCUGUGAAAGCAUCACUUCAAAUUCACUGGCCCAAAUGGAACAAAGAUGGUAAAUGGCUUCUGUACCUGGUGAAGAUCACUUCUUCAGGACCGGAGGAGGUCCUUUGCUCUCCUGAGUCUGAAAUCAACUCUCUGAAAUACAUCCAGGAGACGUCUGCAUCCAGGAUAAAACGCGAAAUUGGAGAAAGAAAACCUGUUGCCAAGAUGUCUUCACUGUCAGACAAAAGAAAAGUUUUGUCCUGUGACGGUGAGAUCAAAUGUGUGGUGCUGAACUGCCCCCUGCAGGGCCUGGACGGUACUGCAGUUGAACUGAGGUCUCGUCUCUGGAACUCCACCUUUAUUGAGGAUUACGCCUCGGUUUCACACAUGCACAUCAUCGUAAAGGCAAAGCUCGUCCUCCAUACUCAGGCUGAAAACAUGAUCCUGAGAACUUCUCACUCUGAGGUGACAGUGGUGGUGUCCCCUGAAGGUGCAGUGUCACAGCACAGUGGCGUUCCCUGGUGGAUCAUCCUGGUGGCUGUUCUCGCAGGAAUCUUGAUUUUGGCUUUGUUGGUGUUUCUGCUGUGGAAGUGUGGAUUCUUCAAACGCUCCAAACAAGAGGACAGCGUCCCUCGUUACCACGCGGUGCGGAUCAGAAAGGAAACUUCUGAGUAUAAGGAUGGAAAAGUCAAGCUGGAUCCUUUUGAAAAGAAGACGUGGAUGACGACUUGGAUUGACGAUGAAAGUUACUCGUGACUCGUUUUUCUGUUCAAAUAAUUUUUGCAAAUAGCUGCAACCUGAAUUUUUAAAAGCAGUCUCAAGCCACAAACACACUGAACUUUGUUUUUUGUUCAUUUUCAUGUCUUUCUUUUUUUUUUUUUUUUUACACCUGUAUAGAAGAUGAAAUGUUUUUGUAAGUUUUGUAUAUAUUUAAAUACUUCUGCACACUGUAUAUUUAUUUUUUGAUAAAAAUAAUUUCAUGCAGCCAAAGACUUUUUUUUUCCAUUAUGUGUCCUCGAACAGACAAAGGACAAAGUUUACUGCUGUUUCUAUGGAGCUGUACUGUCUUAUUAAAAGUGAAAGUCUAUGCAAGAAAAGCA
This is a messenger RNA of Centropristis striata (black sea bass), 3673 nucleotides long. It is a transcript of the gene itga6a, whose product is annotated as integrin, alpha 6a. Lineage: Eukaryota; Metazoa; Chordata; Actinopteri; Perciformes; Serranidae. The transcript has 25 exons. Gene Ontology annotation, biological process: cell adhesion mediated by integrin; cell-cell adhesion; cell-matrix adhesion. Gene Ontology annotation, molecular function: integrin binding. The record is from RefSeq and is a predicted model, not a curated record. The coding region runs from base 60 to 3329 and encodes 1089 amino acids. Gene Ontology annotation, cellular component: integrin complex; external side of plasma membrane.